Messenger RNA from Gilbertella persicaria, 1346 nucleotides. RefSeq lists its product as uncharacterized. Lineage: Eukaryota; Fungi; Mucoromycota; Mucoromycetes; Mucorales; Choanephoraceae. Bases 54 to 1211 code for a protein of 385 amino acids. The transcript has 2 exons. The record is from RefSeq and is a predicted model, not a curated record.
CCGUUAUGCAAAUUUGAUAAUAUACCGCUUCUUUAUUUCUUUCUUUUCUUACAAUGAGCAUCAUUCAACAACUUCCUGUCGAAAUUACUCGAGAAAUAUUUAGCUAUAUUCUACUUCAACAUGGCCAUGAUGCAUGCCGAUACACUUCCAAUACUCGCCACUUACGGUACGGCGAAGAUGGCCAUUGUACAUGCUGGCAAAUUGAUAUGUUGAAUGUUGCUAUGGUAUGUCAAUCAUGGUACCUGAUUUCCAUGGAAACCAUGCAGUCACACCAAGCUACUUUCCUGUUGCCAUGGCCAUCACUGUUGAAUUAUGCCAGUCAUCAACGGAACUUUCCCUUUCGAUCAAAAUUGAUUCAGUUAUUGCAAGAGUCACAAAAGAUGAAUGUAGCUCUUGCUCAACAUGUGCGUCACCUGAUGAUUGAUUUUGCGUCAUUUGAUACCAUCAAGCCAGAAAAAUUAAGAUUGACAUGGAUUAAGAAAAAAGUGCAUCAUGCUUCCGCAUUAGAUGAUGUAUUACAACUCAUUCAAUUGGCUAAUACACAGCGCCUAGAUAUAGUAUGUGAUGCUGCAUUUGCCUCGCUGGUUGAUACCAACAAUAAUCGUAUUCUCUCUACUUCACUCAUGUUAGAAAAAGCUCUUUUAAAAACAUUCACCCGUAUUCGUCGGCUUGAUUUUAUAGGCUAUAAUCCAAUUCAGCGAUGCCCUUGUUGUGCUAGUAAAGAUUGGGACAUGUAUCUCUACCCCAUUAUUCGGUCUGUAUCGUUAGACACUGUAGUGCUACACAAUGUAUUGCCAUCUUCCCAUCUGUUUGAUAUCUUGGCUAGUACACAGCCCAAUCUAAAACGCAUUGUGUUUUACAAGUCCAUGAUUACUGUGCCGAAAAAGAAGUCAGAGGGCUUCUUGACAUCGAUUUCACAGAUACCAAAGGCAUUGUGGCAUCAAGUUAAUUGCGUUGAAAUAUAUGAAGAUAUUGAAGAUGCAACUACCUGGAGAAUCAAGCGAUACUUGAAUGAGUUCGUAGAGCAUAUAGGACCACAGUUACAAGAGUUUGUGUUGCAGUUUGGAACAAAAGAAGAGAAUCAAAAAGCCAUGGAUCAGCCUUCUCAUCACUCAACAGAUAUCAGAGACCCAAAUUCACCUUUGCAUGAAUUAAAGGCCAAGUGCAAGGAAUCGUUAAAAUGUACAUUGGUUAAUGUACCCAAUAUUUAGUCCUUGUAAACAUAACUUGAUUUUCGUUAUUUUGGCAGUCAAUAACAGUAAAAACUAUUGGCACACUUAGAGAUAAAAAUUGGCACACUUUUUUCUUUUAAGUUCAGCACAAAUAAAAAAAUAUUUUGGCACGUC